AGGAAGCUGGUAGGAGGCUGUAGCGGUCCCUCCCUCUGACUCUCCGCCCUUGGAGGCGUUUCAAACCCGGCAGAGAAAUGAGAGCACAUCUCGGCUCCGGCUGAACCUCUGCGCCUUGUCUUCCUGUCCUAAAGCAGUCGAGCCGAUAAGGCGAAAACAGAGGAGCCGUCACCAUGGGGGACGACAGCGAGUGGAUGAAGCUGCCCAUUGACCAGAAGUGUGAACACAAGGUAUGGAAGGCCAGACUGAAUGGAUAUGAAGAAGCGCUGAAGCUUUUCCAGAGGAUCGGGGACGAAAAGAGUCCUGAAUGGGGGAAAUACCUGGGACUGAUCAAAAAGUUUGUUACAGAGUCCAACGCCGUGGCUCAGCUGAAAGGCUUGGAAGCAGCACUUGUCUUUAUUGAGAAUGCGCAUGUGGCUGGCAAGACAACAGGGGAAGUGGUGUCAGGUGUAGUAAGUAAAGUUUUCAACCAGCCCAAAGCCCGAGCCAAAGAGCUGGGAACAGAUAUCUGCCUCAUGUACGUCGAGAUCGAGAAAGCGGAGAUCGUCCAAGAUGAGCUCAUCAAAGGACUGGAUAACAAGAACCCUAAGAUCAUAGUGGCCUGCAUUGAAACUCUCAGAAAGGCUUUGAGCGAAUUCGGUUCCAAAAUCAUUACCCUGAAGCCAGUAGUCAAAGUGUUGCCAAAGCUGUUUGAGUCUCGAGAGAAGGCGGUGCGUGACGAGGCCAAACUGCUAGCAGUAGAGAUCUAUAAAUGGAUUCGGGAUGCUUUGCGAACUCCACUGCAGAAUAUCAACUCUGUACAGUUGAAAGAGUUGGAGGAGGAGUGGGUGAAGCUGCCCGCCGGUGUGCCAAAGCAGAGCCGCUUUCUGCGCUCUCAGCAGGACCUGAAGGCAAAGUUUGAGCAGCAGCAGGCAGCCGGUGGAGAUGAGCCCGAUGGUGAUGACGAUGAUGUAGGUGAUACACAAGUGGAUCCAUACGAGCUGCUGGAAGCUGCUGAGAUCCUUUCAAAAAUCCCAAAAGAUUUCUAUGAAAAAAUCGAAGCAAAGAAGUGGCAGGAAAGGAAGGAGGCCUUAGAGGCAGUGGAGGCCCUUGCUAAAAACCCCAAGCUUGAGGGCGGUGACUAUGGGGACUUGGUCCGAGCUCUCAAGAAGGUUAUUGGAAAAGAUGCCAAUGUGAUGCUUGUAACACUGGCGGCCAAAUGUCUGGCUGGACUGGCAGCAGGACUGCGCAAAAAGUUUGGAACAUAUGCAGGCCAUGUGGUGCCAACCAUUUUGGAGAAGUUUAAGGAGAAGAAACCUCAGGUGGUCCAGGCCUUACAGGAGGCAAUUGAUGCAGUCUUUCUAACUACGAAUCUACAGAACAUCAGUGAGGACGUGUUGGCGGUGAUGGACAACAAGAACCCAACGAUCAAACAGCAGGCAUCGCUGUUCCUAGCCCGAAGCUUUCGCCAUUGCACUCCUGCCACGCUACCAAAGAGCGUCCUGAAGCCACUCUGCUCUGCGUUCCUCAAGCAAGUGAAUGACUCUGCACCAGAGGUGAGAGAUGCUGCGUUUGAGGCGUUGGGCACAGCCAUGAAGGUGGUUGGAGAGAGAGCUGUGAACCCCUUCCUGGCCGAUCUGGACAAACUCAAAUUGGACAAGAUAAAAGAAUGUGCUGAUAAAGUGGAACUUGUUGGAGGGAAGAAGGGAGAAGGUGGAGGAGGUGGAGGGGGGCAGAAGAAGGAGAAACCUGCAGCUAAACCUCCCCCUGUGGAAGAGCCUCCUGCUAAACCUGCUGGUCCUCCUAAAAAAGCUCCUGCACCCAAAGCCGCAGGUCCUCCCAAAAAAAGCAAAUCCACUGCUGCUGCCAGUGGCAAGUCAAAGAAAGGGGCAGAAACUAAAGAAGUCACAGAGACUGAAUUAUCUCUGGAAGUGUGUGAGGAGAAGGCUGCAGCCGUGCUCCCAGCUUCCUGUAUGCAGCUGCUGGACAGCGCUAACUGGAAGGAGAGGCUAGCUAGCAUGGAAGAGUUUCAGAGGGCUGUUGAACAGAUGGACAGGACGGAAAUGCCAUGCCAGGCUCUAGUGAGAAUGUUGGCUAAGAAACCUGGGUGGAAAGAGACCAAUUUUCAGGUGAUGCAGAUGAAGCUGCACAUUGUUGGCCUCAUCGCUGGGAAAGGAUCCUUCUCAAAAACGUCGGCUCUCGUCGUGUUGGACGGUCUGGUGGACAAAAUCGGGGAUGUGAAAUGUGGAAGCAAUGCCAAAGAGUCUCUAACUGCAAUUGGAGAAGCCUGCUCGCUGCCCUGGACUGCUGAACAGGUGGUCUCUUUGGCCUUUGCACAGAAGAACCCCAAAAACCAGGCUGAGACACUGAACUGGCUGGCCAACGCCAUGAAGGAGUUCGGCUUUGCAGGGAUAAACGUGAAGGCUUUCAUCAACAACGUCAAAACUGCUUUGGGUGCCACCAACCCGGCUGUGAGGACGUCUGCUAUUACUCUGCUGGGUGUGAUGUUCUUGUACAUGGGGGCUCCACUGCGCAUGUUCUUUGAAGAUGAAAAGCCGGCCCUGCUUUCUCAAAUAGAUGCCGAAUUUGAGAAGAUGCAGGGCCAGUCUCCUCCUGCUCCCACACGAGGCUUGUCCAAGAAAGGACCCGAGGAUGAUGGGGAAGAGGCCGAUGAAGAGGAAGCUGAGGGAGGGGCCGGUGAUAUUAUGGACCUGCUGCCCAGAACUGAUAUCAGUGAUAAAAUCACAUCAGACAUGGUGGCGAAGAUUAGUGACAAGAACUGGAAGAUCCGAAAGGAAGGGCUGGAUGAGGUGACUGCUGUCAUUUCAGAGGCCAAGUUCAUCCAGGCCAACAUCGGAGAGCUGCCCAUGGCACUGAAGGGCCGUCUUGGAGACUCCAACAAACUACUGGUUCAGCAAACCCUGACCAUCUUGCAGCAGAUUGCUACAGCUAUGGGUCCAGCUCUCAAACAACAUGUGAGGAAUUUGGGCUUCCCCAUCAUCACCGUAUUGGGAGACAGCAAGCCCAACGUCCGUGCUGCUGCCAUGACGACGGUAAACACGUGGGUGGAGCAGACCGGCCUGAAGGAGUGGCUGGAAGGUGAAGACUUGUCAGAAGAGCUGAAACGGGAGAAUCCCUUUCUCAGACAGGAGGUUUUGGGCUGGUUGGCUGAGCGUCUGCCCAACAUGCGUUCCGUUCCUGCUGAUCUGAUGCUGUGUAUCCCUCACCUCUACACCUGUCUGGAGGAUCGCAGUGGAGACGUGCGGAAGAAAGCCCAGGACGCUCUACCCAUGUUUAUGAUGCAUCUGAGCUACGAAAAGAUGAUCAAAGCCACUAACAAACUCAAGCCGGCCUCAAAGGACCAGGUGGUUGCCAUGUUGGAGAAGGCCAGGGCUGUAAUGCCAGCCAAACCUGCUGCACCCGCAAAGGCUGCCCCGUCUAAAGCAGCUCAGAGUGCUCCUCCUUCAAAACCUGCCCCUGCACCGGCUAAAAGCCAGCCUGCGGUGGACGACUACAGCCCACCAGAACCCAAACAGGACACCAAGAAACCCAAAACAGCGGGGCCUGCUCAGAAAAAGGGAGUGUUGGGAAAGAAGGCUCCUGUCAAGGCUGCUAAUAAAGAUGAUGAAGACAGGUCAGGUCCUAUCUUUAUCCUUGUGCCUAAUGGCAAGGAGCAGAGGAUGAAGGAGGAGAAAGCACUAAAGAUCCUGAAGUGGAACUUCAUCACUCCACGGGACGAAUAUGUGGAACAGCUGAAGACUCAAAUGGCCACAUGCCUGGCAAAGUGGCUACAGGAUGAACUCUUUCACUACGACUUCCAGCGCCAUGUGAAGGCCAUCAACUCCAUGAUUGAGCACAUGGAUGGCGAGUCAGACGCCGUGAUCGGUUGCCUGGACCUGAUCAUGAAGUGGUUCACGCUGCGCUUCUUCGACACGAACACCAGUGUGCUGAUGAAGGCCAUGGAGUUUCUCAAACUGCUUUUCACCAUGCUGAGCAGAGAAAACUACCACCUGAGCGAGUACGAAGCCUCGUCCUUCAUCCCUUACCUCAUCCUGAAGGUCGGGGAAUCCAAAGACGUGGUGCGCAAAGACGUCCGUGCCAUUUUGACCAUGCUGUGUAACGUGUAUUCUCCUAGUAAAAUGUUUCCCUUCCUCAUGGAGGGGACCAAGUCCAAGAAUUCCAAGCAGAGAUCAGAAUGUCUUGAAGAGCUUGGGUGCCUGAUCGAGAACUAUGGCAUGAACGUGUGCCAGCCGACGCCCGCCAAGGCUCUGAAAGACAUCGCCGUUCACAUUGGAGACCGUGACACAUCGGUGCGCAAUGCAGCGCUAAAUACAGUGGUGGCAGCUUACAACGUCUGUGGGGACCAGGUCUUCAAACUCAUCGGCAAUCUCUCGGAGAAGGACAUGAGCAUGUUGGAGGAGAGGAUCAAGCGCUCGGCUAAGAAAGCGCCUGCCGUCUCGACCAAACAGGAGAAAACACAUAGGGAACAGCCCAGUAAUCCUAACGCUACCUUCCUACGCAAGCCUGCGCAAGAGGAGGUGCCGAACAAACUCAAAAUAAUGUAUCGCACGUAUAGGAUUCAAGCUCGGUCACAGAAUGCCCACUCUGAGCACACUGCACCCUCCAUCCCCAAGGAGUUUCAGCUUGACCUGGACAUGAUCGAGAAUGACCACACACGCGUCAGCGACUUCCCCGACCUUGUGCAGCACAAACUGGAUGAGCUCCUCGAGCCCGUCAUGAUCCCUGAGCCCAAGAUUCGUGCUAUCUCACCUCACUUUGAUGACCUCCACAACAGCACAGCCUCCACCAUCAACUUUGUCAUCUCACAGGUUGCUAGUGGUGACAUUAACACCAGUAUCCAGGCACUGGCACAGAUUGACGAGGUGCUGCGGCAGGAAGACAAAGCAGAAGCCAUGUCGGGCCACAUAGACCAGUUCCUGAUCGCCACUUUCAUGCAGCUCCGCCUCAUCUACAACACACACAUGGCAGAUGACCGGCUGGACAAGAAGGACAUCUUCAAACUGUACAGCUGCAUCAUCGGCAACAUGCUCUCGUUGUUCUCUAUGGAGAGUCUGGCACGGGAGGCUUCUAUGGGUGUGUUGAAGGAUCUGAUGCAUGGUCUGAUCACACUGAUGCUGGACUCACGUGUGGAGGACAUCGAGGAUGGCCAGCAGCUCAUCCGCUCUGUCAACCUGCUGGUGGUGCGAGUGCUAGAGAAGUCUGAUCAAACCAACAUCCUAAGUGCUCUGCUGGUGCUCCUGCAGGACAGCCUGAUCACCACCGCGGGAUCCCCCAUGUUCUCCGAGCUCGUCAUGAAGUGUCUGUGGAGAAUGAUCCGCUUCCUGCCCGAGACCAUUAACAGUAUUAACCUGGACCGCAUCUUGCUGGACGUCCAUAACUUCAUGAAGGUUUUCCCGAAAGAAAAGCUGAAGCAGCUGAAGAGCGACGUGCCACAUCGCACUCUUAAAACCUUACUGCACACACUCUGCAAGCUCACUGGGGCCAAGAUACUGGACCAUCUGUCUAUGAUCGAGAACCGGAAUGAGUCCGAACUGGAGGCUCAUCUGAGGCGCGUGGUGAAGCAUUCAGGAAAUUUCUCAGGCCUCAAGUCUGACCAGAACUCUGAGAAAAUGGCCUUACGAUCCGAUGAGAAAGUGAUCAAAGCAAAAGUGAGCGACAUUCUCUCAGAGAUCUUCAAAAAGAUCGGCUCCAAGGAGAACACUAAAGAGGGCUUGACUGAGCUGUAUGAAUAUAAGCAGAAGUAUUCAGACGCUGACUUGGAGCCCUUCCUGAGGAACACGUCUCAGUUUUUCCAGAGCUAUGUCGAGCGUGGUCUCCGUAUGAUCGAGUCAGAGCGGGAGGGGAAGAGCCGUCUGCAGAGUUCUUCAGUGAUUCCACAGCACAGUGUGGAUUCUGCGUACCCCUCCAACCACAGCUCCAUGUCGGUCAGCAGUAACGGGGAAGAUCUGAAACCUGCUGUUUACUACGAGAGACUGAAGAUCCUCCGGCAACGACACGGACUCGAGAACUCUAAGCAGCAGCAGCAGCAACAGCAGCAGCAGGACGACGAGCGUCCUCUGUCCUCCCUGCUGUCCAGGCCUCCACUGGCCUCCUCCACCGACAUGCUUCACAGUAAGCUGUCGCAGCUGAAGGAGUCGCGAGAGUCCCAGCUGCAGCAAGAGCAGUCACGCUCGCAUAGCCCGGGCCGAGCUUCCUCACCCGCCUCUAACCUCGAUGACCUCAAAAAGAGGCUCGAGCGCAUCAAGAGUAACCGCCAAUAAAGACGAGCUCCUCCCACUCCUGCACCUAGUGAACUACAGCUAGCUAAACUGCUAACCUCCGUUAAGUCGCGCUAGUCUUUCUCACCACUGCUCCCGGCUCGGCCGAUUGUUUUGGUUUUUUUCCCCAGGUCUGGUUUAUGUAUAGAUUAACAUUAUUGAAAAUAGGGAGAAAAAAAAAAUAAAACGGCAGGUUUGUCCCAUUGUAUAAUAUGAAGUAAACUGCAUUUUUGCUCGUUUAGUAUUGUGCACAAUUGUUUGAGGGUUGUUUUUUUUUUUUGUAUAUACUGACGGUUGUUAACCACUCCAGGCUUUUCUGUGUCAUGUUUAGGAAUUACAGUAGAUGUGCAAAAGUGCUGUAAUAUGUGUUACCUGGAGAUUUCCAGACUUCCACUCAUCUUUUUUUUAUUAUUAUUAUUUUAAGACAUUUUACACGAAAUGUCCUUCUCUCCAGGUCUCCACGGGGUUUCUCUGCCCAGCUAACGUUUGCCAUUUUUGCUUUUUCUGUCACUGAGGCGCUUGAAGGAUUUACUUUGUUUUUUUAAGUAAUUUAAGGAGCAUGGCAUGAAGUACUUGAUGUUUUUUUCUGUAAAUAGGUUGCAUUACUAAGCCCUGUUUAAUUAAUAAUUAAUGAACUACAUUUUUUUGUUUAAUAAUAUUUCCAACAUCUUGCACUUGAGAGCAGAAUGUUGGUUCUGAUGCAUCGUUUUUGUAUUUCAUUCAAGUAGUGUUGUUGCUAUUGAGUUUAAGUGUAUAAUCUAUAGUGAAAAUGGCAAUAAAGAAUUUUUUUUAUAUAAUGUAACAAACUA
This is a messenger RNA of Hemibagrus wyckioides, 7066 nucleotides long. RefSeq names its product cytoskeleton associated protein 5 (gene ckap5). Gene Ontology annotation, molecular function: microtubule plus end polymerase activity; microtubule plus-end binding. Gene Ontology annotation, cellular component: kinetochore; microtubule plus-end; spindle pole. The record is from RefSeq and is a predicted model, not a curated record. The transcript is spliced from 45 exons. Gene Ontology annotation, biological process: establishment or maintenance of microtubule cytoskeleton polarity; centrosome duplication; microtubule polymerization. Lineage: Eukaryota; Metazoa; Chordata; Actinopteri; Siluriformes; Bagridae. Bases 174 to 6260 code for a protein of 2028 amino acids.